This is a messenger RNA of Pseudogymnoascus destructans, 570 nucleotides long. RefSeq lists its product as uncharacterized. The transcript is spliced from 3 exons. Bases 1 to 570 code for a protein of 189 amino acids. The record is from RefSeq and is a predicted model, not a curated record. Lineage: Eukaryota; Fungi; Ascomycota; Leotiomycetes; Thelebolales; Thelebolaceae.
AUGAAUGCAUUUAGGAACGUCAACCUCGACUUCUUGGACAACCGCUGCGGAACCAAGAGAGUCGGAGCCAUCAAGUUCAAAUGGCAAGUUGAUAAAGCAGGCAUCAUCGAGACCUCUUUCAAAGCAGCAAUCGAGUUCAUCACGGCUACCGAUAUCAUCAUCAUCGUAUUCUGGGUCAAGGCCGACCAUGAAGCGUUUCCUCUGCCUCCAACGGCUGGAUCAUUCUUAUCACCCUCGGAAGGUAUCAUGACACAGAGUCGUGCUCCGACAGAUACAGAUACCCUACCAGGAGCUAAGAACCUCCGAGUCUCAGAGAUCAUUACCAUAGCAAAUAGGCGCGAAUACUUUGCCUCUUCUCGGAGGAUUUUGCAAGAACAUUCAGGGAGGCACAACGUGGAGAGUUCAAUGGUAGGACCCUGGGUGGAUAGUGAGAGUAGUGGCGACGAGGAUGGGACGCUGAUUGUGCGAAGUGUGGCAAAGUUAAGAGAGCCGAAGCCAUUGAGGAUCACAGAGGUGAGUAGCUUGGCAAAGAUUUGCCGUCUCGGAAGGAGUAGAGGGGAUUUGGAGUGA